AUGCGCAUUUACGGCACCUUUCUCACGGGCCACCUUGCACGCUUCAAAGAGGACGUGCAGGAGAUGGGCACCAAGAUUCUCCAGGCCGGGCUGGCGCUGCACGAGCGCGUGUCCAGCACCUUCCGCAAGACGGCUGUGAACUUCCAUUACGAGUUCACGGUGCGCCACCUGGCCAACGUCUUCCAAGGGUUGCUGAUGAGCAGCCCCGACGUCAUCAACAGCCCCACCAAGUGGGCCAAGCUCUGGCUGCAUGAGAGCGAGAGGGUCUAUGCAGACAGGCUGGUCUCACAGGCGGACCUUGACAGCUACAACAAGUCAGCCGUCGCCAUCGCCAAAAAGUAUCUUGCGCUGCCAGAUAUUGACGAAUUUUACCGCAAGAAGGACCCCCGGCCCCUCAUGUUCUCACACUUUGCGCGCGGCAUGGCUGACAAGACCUACGACGAGGUUCCCGACUUCCAGCACCUGUACAAGGUGCUGACAGAGGCCCUGCUCGAGUACAACGAGACCAACGCGGUGAUGGACCUGGUGCUGUUUGAGGAUGCCAUGAAGCAUGUGGCCCGCAUCAGCCGCAUCAUCUCCAGCCCUGGAGGGCACGCGCUGCUGGUCGGCGUCGGUGGCAGCGGCAAGCAGAGCCUGGCCAGGCUGGCGGCGUUCAUCUGCGGCUACAGCACCGUGACCAUCGUGAUCAGCGGCAACUACGGCCUCAACAGCUUCAAGGAGGACCUGCAAAAGAUGUACCGCCGCGCCGGCCUCAAGGGCGAGGGCCUGCUCUUCCUGCUCACGGACAGCCAGAUUGUUGACGAGCGCAUGCUCGUGAGCGUCAACGACCUGCUGGCCAGCGGAGAGAUCCCGGAGCUGUUUGCGACAGAGGACCGCGACGAGAUCGUCAACGCGAUGCGCGGGGAGACGAAGAGCCUGGGGCUGGUCAAGGCCAACCUGCAUGUGGCGUUCACAGCUUCACCUGUGGGCGAGGCUUUCCGUGUGCGCAGCCAGCGCUUCCUCGCCACCAUCAACUCCACGGUCAUUGAUUGGUUCCAGCCGUGGCCGGAGGCGUCCCUCCACAGUGUGGCCCGCAAGUUCCUGGACGAGUGCGACCUCGGCUCAGACGCCACGCGCGCAGCUGUGGUCGAGUUUAUGCCCUUCGGGUUCGCCGCCGUCAACAAGCUCAUCAAGCUUUACAAGAGUGUCCUGGCCCGCAAGAGGAAGGAGAGCCAGGAGGCCAUCGACCGCCUGGAGAACGGCCUCAACAAGCUGCACAAGACCCAGGCGGACGUGGAUGUGUUGGUGGAGGAUGCCCGCAAGAUGGCGGUGGAGGUGGAGCACAAGGUCGCCAGCGCAAACGUGUUUGCAGACCAGGUUGGCGUGGAGAAGGAGAAGGUGGCCGCGGAGAACGACAGCGCCAAGGUGGAGGCCGACAAGUGCGCGGUCAUCGCCAAGGAGGUGGCGGAGAAGCAGGUGAUGGGGGCGCUCAGUGGUGACAGUGGUGGCAAGGCCACCAGGGCGUCGUGCGAGGCGGACCUCGCGGCCGCCGAGCCGCUUGUCGCCCAGGCCGAGGCGGCGCUAGACACACUCAACAAGAAAGACCUGGGGGAGACCAAGAGCCUGAAGAAGCCGCCACCAGGGGUUGAUGACAUCACCGCGGUGGUGAUCAUCCUGCUGGAGGGCAACCCCAAGGACAAGAGCUGGUCCGCGGCCACCAAGCUGAUGAACAACGUCGACAAGUUCCUGGAGCGCCUCAGGUGCUACAAGACCGUCAUAGACGAGGGCAAGGUCCAGAAGAAGACAGUCGACGCGUGCCGCUCCUACCUGGAGCUCCCCCACUUCAACCGUGACGUCAUCUUCACCAAGAGCCACGCGGCCGCGGGGCUGUGCGAUUGGGCCGUCAACAUUGUCAAGUACUACGACGUCGUCAGCGAGGUGCGGGGGCCCAAGGUGGUCGAGCCCAAGAGGAUGGAGCUGGCCGCAGCCAAUACUAAGCUGCAAGAUGCCAACACCAUGCUGGCAGCUGUGCAGCAGAAGGUGGCGGAGCUCAAUGCCAAGGUGCAAGCGCUGGAGGCCCAGUUCAACGCGGCCGUGGACGACAAAAACGCCGCCAUACGCGAGAGCGAGCGCUGCCAGCUCAAGCUGCAGCUGGCCAACAGGCUCAUCAACGCGCUGGCGUCCGAGGGCGAGCGCUGGGCGCGCACGGUGGAGCAGCUGCGCGCCGGCUACGACGUGCUCACGGGUGACAUGCUCGUGGCUAGUGCGUUUGUGAGCUACGCGGGCCCCUUCACGAGCCGCUUCAGGUCGGGCCUGAUCAGCGACUGGAUCAAGUUCCUGACAGACAAGGGGGUGCCCAUGACGGAGGGCAUCAAGGACCCGCUGUCACUGCUGGUGGACGACGCGCUGGUGGCCUCCUGGAUCCGCCAGGGCCUGCCCUCCGACCCCACCAGCGUCCAGAACGGCACCAUCCUGGUCAACAGCGAGCGCUGGCCGUUGAUGAUGGACCCGCAGCUGCAGGGAGUGCUGUGGAUAAAGGAAAGGGAGGCCAAGAACGGCCUGCAGGUCGUGCGCAUGGGCGCUGACAACAUGAUGGUGGUGAUUGAGCGCGCCAUGGCCGCGGGGAACAGCGUGCUGAUUGAGAACAUGGGGGAGUCCAUCGACGCCGUGCUCAACCCCGUCAUCACACGGUCCACCUUCAAGAAGGGCCGCAGCCUGUACAUCAAGCUGGGGGACAAGGAUGUGGAGUACAACAGGAGCUUCAAGCUGUUCCUGCACACCAAGCUGUCAAACCCGCACUACCCACCGGAGAUCCAGGCGGAGACCACCCUCAUCAACUUCACAGUCACAGAGCAGGCGCGCCUUGGCAUCGCAUUUCUCACCCUGUCGCUCAUGGCAGGCCUGGAGGACCAGCUGCUGGCGCUUGUGGUCAACAAGGAGCGGCCCGACCUUGAGGAGACCAAGACACAGCUCAUCAUACAGAACACCGAGUUCACGAUCAAGCUGAAGCAGCUGGAGGACGAGCUGCUGUACAAGCUGUCAACUGCAGAGGGCGACAUCACAGAGGACGUGGGGCUGAUCGAGUCCCUGGAGGAGAGCAAGCGCGUGGCCACCGACAUCACGGACAAGGUGGCGGAAGCCCGCGAGACAGAGGGCGCCAUCAAUGACAGUCGCAACAAGUACCGCCCCGUGGCCCAGCGCGGCGCGAUGCUGUUCUUCCUGCUCAACAGCCUCUCCAAGAUCCACGCGUUCUACCAGUUCAGCCUCAACGCGUUCGUCACAGUCUACGGCCGCGGCCUCGACAACGCGCCGGGAGGCCGUCGCAAGCCGGCCGCGGCCGCCGCUCAGCCAAACGAGGGCGUGCUGCCUCAGAUGCAGCGCCGCGUGACAGGGGACCGCCGUGAGUUUGCCGAGGUCAUGGCGAUGGCGCGCCGCACGUCCAGCCAGACGGGAACAUCGCCGGUCGUGCACAGCAGGAGGCCCACCAACAUGCAGGCGAGCGUGAGCGGCGAGGCGACCAUCGCCGAGGGCGCGGAGGACGGCUCCGAGGAGACCGAUUACGCCAUGAGCCCAGAGGAGCUGGAGAAGAGGAUGGCCUCGCUGCUGCAGACCUGCACCUACACGGUGUUCAACUACACCCGCCGCGGCCUGUUUGACCGCGACAAGCUCAUCGUGCUGACCCUGCUGACCUUCAACAUCGGCCUGCGCAACGGCACCAUUGACGCGGCCGAGUACGAGGCCCUGUGCAAGGGCGCGCGCAGCACGUCCCCGCCGCCUAUCACGGACGAGCUGUCGCGCUGGAUGACCGAGGGUCAGUGGGCCGCCGUUGACGCGCUGGCCACCAGCGGGGUGCCGGGCUUCGCCUCCCUCACCAAGGACCUGGAGAAGGCCAGUGAGGAGUGGAGCGCGUGGUGCCUGUCAGAGGCCCCGGAGCGCGCCCUCAUGCCGGGAGACUGGGGCCGCGUCGGGGAGUUCAGGAAGCUGCUGCUGCUGCGCGCGCUGCGGCCUGACAGGAUCACCAACGCGCUGCAG
This is a messenger RNA of Monoraphidium neglectum, 4011 nucleotides long. RefSeq names its product dynein heavy chain. Gene Ontology annotation, cellular component: dynein complex. The annotation marks the transcript as partial. The record is from RefSeq and is a predicted model, not a curated record. Gene Ontology annotation, molecular function: dynein intermediate chain binding; dynein light intermediate chain binding; minus-end-directed microtubule motor activity. The transcript has 35 exons. Gene Ontology annotation, biological process: microtubule-based movement. Lineage: Eukaryota; Viridiplantae; Chlorophyta; Chlorophyceae; Sphaeropleales; Selenastraceae.